Molecule: messenger RNA, 1642 nt
Organism: Erythranthe guttata (spotted monkey flower)
Lineage: Eukaryota; Viridiplantae; Streptophyta; Magnoliopsida; Lamiales; Phrymaceae
Source: RefSeq, a predicted model, not a curated record
AUGGUGAGAAUGCAGCCACAGCCCUCCGUUUUUGAAUUCACCAGACAAUUGCAAGUUAUUGUCAAUAUGAAACAAUACUGGGUUGCCCUCAAACUGUUCGACGAAAUGCGUCAACUGGGGCUACUAAAAGGGCUCUUUUUAGAUGGUAAGGUGGCCGAGGUGGAGAAAUUGUUUAAGCAGAUUUUGACUUUGAAACUUUGCGAGCCAAACGAUGUUACGAUUCGUACUGUGAUAGAUGGGCUCUGCAAAGCUAGACGUGUUCUUGUUGCCCAUGACUUGCUUUUGUUAUUGGAAAAGAGUAUCUAUAAGCCCAAUGUUAAGGCUUAUAAUGCGGUAAUUAAUGGCUUAUGCAAGACCGGAACGGUAGAUAAUGCUCUCCAGCUGAAGUCUGGAAUGAUUGAUAAGGGAAUUUCACCUGACGUUGUCACAUAUAACUCGAUGAUUCAGGGCUUGUGCGAUUUUGGUAAUUGGAAAGAGGUCAAAGACUUAUUGAAUAAAAUGGUCAACCAAAAGAUUUGUUUAACUGUUGUUACUUUCAAUAUAUUAGUGGACUCAUUUUACAAGGAGGGAAAUGUUAAGGAGGCUGAGGAUGUUUUUGAAAUUAUGACGAGACAAAAUAUUUAUCCUAAUAUUUACACGUACAAUGCAUUGAUAGAUGGGUAUUGUUUGCAAGGGAAAAUGGAUAAAGCGAAACAAGUAUUUGAUUCCAUGGCUAGCAAGGGGAUUAAGCCAUGCAUUGUCACCUAUAACUCUUUAAUCAACGGGUAUUGCAAGAAUGGUAAAGUGGAUGAAGCUUGGCGUCUUUUUCUCGAAGUUUCUUCUAAAGGUUUAGAUUACCUUGAUACAAUUACCUAUAGCACCAUGAUACAUGGAUUAUUAAGUGAAGGUAGAAACGCUGAUGGAUGGAAACUUUAUAAGGAUAUGGAAGCUCGGCAAGUACAUCCUAAUUUAUACACUUGCAAUAUUUUGUUGGAAGGCUUGUGCAACACUCAUCAGAUUACCGAAGCAUUUUCAUUUCUACGGGUGAUGGAAGACAAAGGAGUAAGUCCUAAUAUAAUAACAUACGGUAUCCUGAUUAAUGGUUUAUGCAAAGAUGGGAAACUUGAAGAUGCAAAAAAGCUUUUAAACGAACUUCCUUCCAAAGGGUUGAAACCUGAUAAUCACAUAUAUGCUAUCAUUAUUGGUUCACUUCGUGAAGAAAGGUUCGUGGACGAGGCAAAAGAUUUGCUUAUAAAAAUGGAGAGAAGUGAUUGCGCACCGGAUAGCAUGACAUACAACAUCCUUAUCCAGGGUUUGCUAAAGAAGAAAGAGUAUGACAAGGCAAUCCCAUUCAUAGAGGAAAUGCACAAAAAAGGAUUCUUAGCCGAUGCAUCUACUUCGUCCAUGUUAAUUAAUCAGUUGCAAGGAUCCAAAAAAAAUGAUGUUCUUUUAGAAAUGAUGAAGAAAGUUGUGCCGAAAAUGUAAAUUAUUUAUUUUCGGCUUGUCAAGUUUAAUUAGUUUUUUGGAAUAUUGAAAAUGACUUGUUGGUCAUUAUUGAUUUUUCUUUUCUUCUUGAAUUUCUAUUUGGGCUUCUGCAUUGUCCUCCCAAUGAUAUUUGUGUUUCAUGUUUUUGUGAUUGUGGUUGGCUGGUUGUCGACUCAUA